AUGUCCAGCAGUGAAUCCACUUCUGAUAGUUAUCAGUUUGAUGACUCGGAUAUAAAUUUUACUCUGGGGUAUGUUAUUAUCAAAGAUGUGGGAAUAAAUAACGAUGGCAAUAUUCAUCAUGACGAUUCUGAGGAUUUGUAUUGCUGGUGCAAGUGUGGUAACUGCGGAAUAAACCUUCUUAGCAAUAGCUAUGAAUGCUUUUGUUGUUCUGAGCUUGAAGGUUGCGAGGAAGCAUUAAAAAGUAAGGAAGUUUUGGAAGAACUCAAAGCCGAAGGGAUUCUAGAUGUGAAAUGCAUCACGCAGCACCCAGGGUUUAGUCAGGUCUGCUUACAAAAGUGGAGUUUAAAGUUAGCUGCUGACAGGUACAAGACAAAAUCUAGAGCAAGAUAUUGUCAAGAAGGAACAGAGAAUAGAUUUCUUCGCAGUGUAUCCUAUAGAGAGUUUACAAGGUUGGUGCAUGGACUAAUUGGCAAAAAGCAGAUACCCCUACCAUCUUGUGCAUACAUGGCCAUAAGAAAAGUGUUUCCAGUUAAUGAAAAGGAAAACUAUACUGGGAUAUGCAGACGAAUCUGA
Molecule: messenger RNA, 573 nt
Organism: Dendronephthya gigantea
Lineage: Eukaryota; Metazoa; Cnidaria; Anthozoa; Malacalcyonacea; Nephtheidae
Exons: 3
Coding region: 1-573 (190 amino acids)
Source: RefSeq, a predicted model, not a curated record